CGACGACUCCACCUAAUGUCGAUAAUUCUUUUCUCAUUUCUUCCAAGAAAUUUCACGUGACCAGAAUACACAAAGCCGGUUAUAACAAGAUUUACGAAUUUAGACGUUCAAAAAGUUUCUUUUUUGAGAUUGUUGAUCACCAUUUGGACACCAAUCAACUUCAUUUACGGAUACACACAAAUGAUUAUCUCAUGUCAACUACCCCUAUUAAGUAUCAUUCCACAAGUGCACUACCGAACGCCAAAUAUCAAAUUAGCAAAGGUCUUCAGCAUUUUUUUUCCUCACAAAGAGUUAUUCCACGUCGUAUUCAACAUAAAUAUUUUGAUAUGAUACGUCAAAAAUUAUUAGAUAGAAUCACGUUUAUCAAGUCACGUGAGAAUAAAAUCAACAAUAGGAACGCAACAACGAAAACUUUUUUCAAUUUCUCAUACAAAAGAUAUAGAUUUCAUUUUGGUAUCUUUAUCCCUUGCGACCAUAUGAUUGAGGCAAAUGGCUUAUCUAUUCCACCUCGACCUUGUGAGGUUCCUUGUCCUAUAGUUAUGUCUAAUAAUAGAUAUGGAUGUGGCUUACAUUUUUUCAAAAAAUACACAGCUGCAAUAGCUUUUGUACGAAAUGAACAUGGUGAAUUUACACUUAAAAAUCAACAUCAAAAUAAACAAUUCCAUGCUAAUUUGACAUUUGACCGAUGGAUAAAAAAAGAAUCGAAAUCGAUAUUCUCUUCAAGAACGGGCAUCUCUCAUAACUCAAGAUAUAUUGUCUGCAAUUCAAAUCAUAAAUCCAGACCUGGACGUACUCACAUUUAUCACAAACUUAUGAAUAACUUCCAAAUAACUCCAAGUCCAAAUCUGAGGACAGCUAGAAAACAAAAAAUCAGAUAUGAACGUUCUUGUCGUCGUAUCUUAUCACAAGAAGUUAUUAAACCAGGCGCCAUCUCCAGUACAUCAACGAAACUGGCUGCGGCUAAAAAAGGGCGAUUCCUUUUUUUACCAUCUCAAAAAUUUACGACUCCUCUUAAACACUUACGUUAUAAGAAAACUGUUGAUAUCCCCAAACAAAAGGAUUAUAAUUUUACUAUUCCACAUUAUUUCAGUACUAAUACGAAUGUGACUAGCCGACCAAUGGCUACAAAAAAUAUUUCCAUUGCCACAGCUACGACUUCAGCUUUGGUCUCUAACGACAAAUUAGUAUAUACGGUCACUCCUUAUAAUCCUGUCCCGGACAUGUUUAUUCCUAUCAAAUAUCGGGAUAUAAUACCGCCUGAUUCUAUUUAUGAUAAUUUUGGUUCUUUUAUUGUCCCUGGGUCUAGGGAAUGGUUUACUUAUAUGUAUCAAUUGGAUUUAGAUACCCAUGAUGAACGCCUUAGAAAAGCAGAUGAUGCUAAAUUUGCCGCUAGAAUUGAUGAACUUAAUGCCGCUUCUGAGGCUUCUAAACUUAGUUAUCAACAGUAUUUAGAAGAACGUUCAAAGGAAAUAACCGAUCUGAUAAUACAAGAAGAUAUUAGAAUACAAAAUUUAGCCAGAUACCACGGCACUAAUCCUAAACACGUUAAAUAUCGACAACGUCAAGCGUCUGAUUAUACUAGGUGGAACAAUACUUAUCAUAAUAGUAUGAUAAAUCCCCAACGUAUUACCUCUUCCAACAAAAAGAAAAGCAAAAAGAAGAAACUCUUACAAUCGGAAAUGGAUUCUUUUCUCAUUAACUACCCUAACGUAUCACUUUCUUUUAGUUUAAAGUGUGAUACCACACGAUCAAGGUUCGAUUAUAAGGAUAAUAUACUCCCUACUGAACCAUACACGUCUGAUGACACCAAGGAAAUUGAAACCCGUCCUUCAAAGCGUGAUGAUCAUAAUUUUGAUAAUAACUCCAGGUCUCAUGGUACUUCUAAACGCUCCCGUCUAAAUACUUCUCUAGCUCUUGAUUCUGAGCAGGCGGGAUCGUCUAAAUAA
This is a messenger RNA of Rhizophagus irregularis DAOM 181602=DAOM 197198, 1946 nucleotides long. RefSeq lists its product as uncharacterized. NCBI's taxonomy places the organism in Eukaryota, Fungi, Glomeromycota, Glomeromycetes, Glomerales, Glomeraceae. The record is from RefSeq and is a predicted model, not a curated record.